AUGACCAUCCGCUCCAUGAAGUUAACACCCGAUUCUAACGAACCAUUUCUUGCGCACAGGGUCCUCCUCGGUGCUCCUAGGCGGUCAUCAGCCAUUCCAAACGCAGCCGGUACCCUUGCAGUCUAUACCCAAACUUCAUACUCUUUCGAAUCGCAUUCCAAAACAAAUGAAAUUCGAGUCAUCGAAAUUGAGACUGGUCGAUCUGCCCUAAUCACAAAUGACCCUGGUGCGAGUAACCCGCAGUGGCUAGGAACUGAAGAUCAAUUGGUCUGGCUAAAGACCAAGACCAAUGGGAACACUAGCUUUAUCGUUGGCGAUGCGCGCGAAGCUGAUAAAACCUACACUGCGGGUACUGUUCCGGGUCCUGUAUCGGACUUGAAAGUAACCAUCAUCGAGCCAGGCAAGAUCGGCUUUGCUGUCAGUGGUAAAGCCAAUCCAGAUGGGUCUCUCUACAAUCCUCACGAUGCCAAGAAAUCACACACAACGGGUCGCAUAUACACGUCACUUUUUGUACGACAUUGGGAUGCCUAUGUAGAGCCUCAGAAGAACUCGAUUUGGUAUGGGCUUCUGGAGCAAGCUGCCUUGACGCCUGCCCGAAGGCAGGCAGGCAAGUAUUCUGUGUCGGGCCUUACAAAUUUGAUUGCAGUGUCUGGAUUGGGAGCUGUUGAGUCCCCAAUGCCACCCUUCGGGGGCACUGGUGACUUUGACAUUAGUCCAUCUGCAAUUGUUUUUGUUGGCAAGGACCCUAGCUUAAACCCUGCUACUCAUACCUCCUGUUCCUGUUAUUAUGCCCCUAUGUUCUCAUGGACUAGCAUUGCUGGUGUGGGUACCCCUGAAAUCAAACCUUGCAAAGUCGCUGCGCUUCGAGGAGCUAUGUCUUCCCCUGUUCUGUCUUCGGAUGGAGGUUCUAUCGCUCUCCUGGCAAUGGGAGAGGAUGGUUAUGAAUCUGAUAAGAACAGAAUUCUGUAUGUUCCAAAUCCCUGGAAUGGGGAGAUGAUUGAAGUCUUUGAGUCUCCAGACGGCAAGGGAUUUUGGGAGUUGAGUCCUUCUGCCCUUUCGUUUUCGCAUGACGACAAGUCGUUAUUCAUCCAAACUGAAGAAAUCGGGCGCGGUGUUCUCUAUCAGCUUUCUCUGGAUAACAUCAGGCAGUCUAAGCCUGAUUCCUUGAAGAGACUUACUCGGUCGGGAUACGUGAACGAUGCGGUUCCUGCAGCUUUAGGGUCUUCGAAACUGUUCCUCUCUAGUAGUAGUCUCAUCGAUAAUAGCGUCUGGUCUAUCCUUGACCCAUCAAGCCCUGAAGAACAUCAGAUGGUUUCUUCCAGUGGACGCGGCGGGUCGGCGUUUGGCCUUUCAGCGUCCCAGGUAGAUGAAAUCUGGUUCCCAGGAGCAGAAGGCCACCAAGUACAUGCCUGGGUUGUGAAGCCUUCUGACUUCAAACCCGGCGAGAAGUACCCUCUAGCAUAUCUGAUUCAUGGUGGCCCUCAGGGUGCAUGGAACGACCAGUGGAGCACUCGCUGGAAUCCUGCGGUGUUUGCAGAGCAAGGCUAUGUUGUCAUCACACCUAACCCAACUGGUAGCACUGGUUAUGGCCAGUCGUUCACCGACGGUAUCAUUGGUCAAUGGGGUGGCCGACCUUAUGAAGAUCUCGUAAGAGGCUUUGAAUUUAUCGAGCAAAACCUAGCUUAUGUUGACACCUCUCGGGCUGUCGCGCUGGGUGCCUCGUAUGGUGGAUACAUGAUGAACUGGAUCCAGGGUCAUCCCCUAGGUCGCAAAUUCAAGGCUUUGGUCACCCACGAUGGCGUUUUCAAUGUCGAGUCGCUUCUGUCAAGCGAGGAGUUGUAUUUCCCUCUCCACGAUCUGCAGGGGCCGAUGUGGAAAAAGCCGGAGAACUGGGCCCAAUGGAACCCGGCACGAUUUUUGCAAAACUGGCAGACACCACAUCUCAUCAUUCACAAUGAGCUCGACUACCGACUACCCAUCUCUGAGGGGUUAGCCGCAUUCAACGUGUUACAAAUGCGUGGCAUCGACAGCGCCUUUCUCACAUUCCCGGAUGAGAACCAUUGGGUUAUAAAUCCCGAAAACUCCCUUUUGUGGCACAAGACUGUGUUGAAUUGGAUCAAUAAGUACGUUGGCUUGCCGCCGGCCGCUGACGAACCGGAUCUUUCAUCGGGCAUGAACACCCUUGCUCUCUGA
Penicillium angulare is the source of this 2193-nucleotide messenger RNA. RefSeq names its product oligopeptidase family protein. Gene Ontology annotation, molecular function: serine-type endopeptidase activity. The record is from RefSeq and is a predicted model, not a curated record. Bases 1 to 2193 code for a protein of 730 amino acids. NCBI's taxonomy places the organism in Eukaryota, Fungi, Ascomycota, Eurotiomycetes, Eurotiales, Aspergillaceae. Gene Ontology annotation, biological process: proteolysis. The transcript has 2 exons.